Messenger RNA from Amyelois transitella, 8265 nucleotides. RefSeq lists its product as uncharacterized. Gene Ontology annotation, cellular component: plasma membrane. Bases 512 to 1663 code for a protein of 383 amino acids. The record is from RefSeq and is a predicted model, not a curated record. Lineage: Eukaryota; Metazoa; Arthropoda; Insecta; Lepidoptera; Pyralidae. The transcript is spliced from 3 exons. Gene Ontology annotation, biological process: calcium ion import across plasma membrane. Gene Ontology annotation, molecular function: stretch-activated, monoatomic cation-selective, calcium channel activity.
AUUCGAACCGGUGCCUUUUAUGCGCCAUCGCGUUUUAAUCAGGCACCUUACCGAUGCGACAACCGACGUUUUUUUUUAAAUCAGAAAAGGAAAGCUAGAGUGCGCUGUAAAGUUUCUUAUACAAGUGUUACUGAAAUGUUGCGCCAUCUGGCCAUUUGGUACAGAACAUUUUCAUGAACCAGUGUGUCAGCAAAGCUUAAAGCGGGCGAUGAGAAAAGCUUUUCCGCCAGAGGGCGGGCGGUUAGGCGGGCGGAGCCCAACGGUGCGCGCGCAAGGUUACAUAACGACAAUGGAGGCUUUGCGGACGCGCGCAGCGGCUAGUGCGGGGCGCGGGGCGAUCGAUGUGCGCCCGGGGGGAGUCAGUCGAGCGCGAGCGAGCGACAUGGCGGCGCGCCCACCCCGCGCGGCGGCCCCGCGGCCCGGGCCGCGCGAGUAGGUCGCCAUGCGCGAUGCGGUAUGAGGCAGCGCCGCGCCCGGCGGGCCGGCCCCCGCUAGCGGCGCCGCCCCCGCCAUGCGAGCGCCGCCGCUGCUGCUUCUGCUGCUGAUGGCGGCCUCGGGCCUAGCCGUGAGUCCGCUCGCGCGCCUCAACCCUUGGCUGAGCGCGUGCGACCUGGAGGAGGAGGGCGCGGGCGGCGUGCGCGAGUGCGGGGGCGCUGCGUGCGGCAGCGGCGGCGGCGCGGCCGAGCCGCUGACGAGGCGCGACGUGCCGCACCUGUGCGCGCUGGGGGCGGCUGCACGCGCGCGACGCCUGGCCGAGCUGCGGCUGCGGGCGUGCUGCGAGCGCUCGCCGGCCUCUGCGCUGGACCGCGGCGCGCGCGCCGACGUGCUGGCUGGCGGGGAGCGCUGCGAGCGGACGCUGCACGAUCUGCUAGGCCUCGACGCUAUGGUCGCGCGCGUGCAUUGUGACUUCGUCGACGUCCUCAGUCGCUACGAUUGCAGCCAGUUUUACUCCGUUCACUCGUGUUACCAGUGUCAGGACACGUAUCGACGGUGGGCGUGCAGCACAAUGGUGCCACUUUGGGUAGAAGACGGCGCGGAAGAAGGCGGGGAGGAGGGGGGUAGAUCUCGGCGGGCACCGGUCGAGCACACAGCGCGGUGGCACGCUCGGCACUUCGAGCGGGUGGGCCACUUAGACAGGCGGCGCGGAGCGGCCUCCGGCGGCGUCGUAGGACGGUGGGUCCGCGCCGCCGCCGCGGGCCCCGGCCGGCCACUGGCCAGGCUGAAGCCUUGUCUCUCAGUAUGUCAACUAGUCGAGCAACACUGCCCCUACUUUCUGCCGGCGGACCGCGCGCCUGCCUACCCCACACAGUACGCUGGCGAGCCCACCUUCCUAUGCCUCGACCCGCGCAUCCCGGAAACUGGUGCGCAGGCGAACAAGUCCAAUUACGGGCCGGACGAGUGCUGCUACUGGUACUGCGAGGGGCGGCUAUGCUACCGCUGCGAGUCGCGGCUCAGCGAGACGCUGCGGCCCGACGCGGAGCGGUGCGCGCCCGUCGACGAGCGCAUCCCGACCUGCUCCGUGCCCUACCAGGCCCCCGCGGCGGGCUCCAGGCCGCAAGCCCCGCACAUUGUGCUACUCACUGCAGUGCUCCUCUUUGUGCUCGCCGCGCACACUCGGACUCACUGGACAGCUCUAGUGAAUGUGCAUGGUUCGAGGUUAUAGUUUUACGUUAACGUGCGUUGCACUCCCACAUCCUGCGAUCGUCGAACUGCGAUCGGAACUUCUAUUAGUGCUGUACUUAUGAUAAUAAAUUACGCGCGGUUACGAAAUCGAUGAUCCACGCGACUCGCGGCGCCGGAGCCCCGUGCCGCCGCCCCCGCGAGCGCGUCGGCGAUAUAGACUUUAAGAUAAUUUUUGUGUGCGAAUGUUCGAUACACCCGAAAUAUAGAAACACCAAAUGUCUGGAAUUAUUACUUAUUUAUGUCGUAAGUGCUGUUUGCCGACGUUCCGGCCAGUAUAAUAAUGUUUUCGGCACGAAUCGUUAAUAAAAUAUUCACUUUAUAUUUUGAGUCAUGUGAAGAUGUUACGUAAGUAUAUUUUAAAUAGAUUUUUACAUGGUUCAUAGACACUCAUAUCCCAAUCAUAAACUGAUUUCACGCCACAUAUUUUAUUUCAGUUACACAAAUUAAGUUGGCAAACAAACUCUCUGAAACGAAGAAAUCUUGGGAUAAGAGGAAUAUUAGUGUAUUCUACCAAUAAUAUAUAAUGAAACUGACAGACAGAAAUAAUUUCAAUUAACAUGAUAAUCACACACGAUAUACAGAAUAAAAACAGGCAGUCGUUCAAAUGCAAUAUAUAUAAAUGCUUAUAAUAUUCAUAAAUAGAUAAAGCCAUAUUCUUUUACCAUAGUGUUUCAUUAUCAACUGAAUUGGUUCUUAGAGGAUUAUUUUUAUAAUAUUGCAAUAUAAAAGAAGGGGUUCACGGAUAAGGACGGCCCAGCGAGGGACUCCGAAGCAGGAGGCAGGUCCCGCACAGUUCCGAGAGAGUGCCGUCGCUGCGCCGCGCCCCUCCCCAGCGUACACGCCUAAAUAGCUGGUCUAUAUUAAAUAUUGACUAAAGUAAAAUAGGAUUAAUUAAAGUAGUUGUUGUUUUGUAAGAAGUAAAAUAAUACAUAUAAUGAAAAUUAUAUGUAAAUAUCCGUCUUAUGAACUAUCAUCAAUAUUGCAGAUGUAACAUGGUUGAAAAUGAUUUUUAUAAAAUUUAUUUUAAUAUAUAUGUUAUUGUAUAUGUAUAUUGAAUCGAGUAUAAUAUUAUAAUAAAGAAGCAACCUUCAACAUGGGUAUUGUGGGUUUCGUAUGUUAUAGGUGACAGCAUUCGUCAGUUUGAUUUUAGUUUUGAAAUAAAUUAUAGAGGUGUCGUUGAACAUUAUGUGAUCGAAAACAAAUAUAAUUAAUGGUUAUUAAGACUUUAUUGAAUGGACAUUUGUUGAGAUAUUGUCCUCGAGCGAGGAUGUAGUUGUUGUAUUCAAAUGAUAAAUGAUAAUAAUAUUAAGUAAGUUAUUUUUUACGUUUUUAUCGUGUACAUAAUAUCGGACGGUUUGUUGUUUCCAUUCCCAUACUUAAAGUCACCGAAGGUGCUAAAGGUCUAUUACUGCUUUUUAGAUAUUUCUGUUUUUACACCUUCCUGGUUCGUUCUCGACUAUGAGAUGAUUGGUGUGUUAUCUUGCCCUAGAUACAGGGUACAAACCGUAACUAUACCCCGCGCCAUCAUAUCAGUACAGACCCCAACUGUUAGUUUUAUUCUAAUUCUGUGUUUCUAUAUGACGGUUCACUUCUUUCACUGUAAAGAGAUUCAAUAAGUAGUUAUAAUUGCUCGCAAUGGCCGAAAUCAGUGGGUCGAUAUUGUUUCAAUCGAAAAAAUUAAUUCACCUACCUUUAAGUGAAAGCGUCAGCGUCACAGGGCGAAUUACGAAUACCGAUGUACAGCUUGACUAGAAAUAUAGCAUUCGCCUUCUUGCGGAUUUAAAUAUUUAGCUGGCAAUUAAUUAUCAACAAAAAGUAAGCUUGACCAAAAGCUAUUAAAAUAAUAUGUCUUGGUAAUGGCUCCUUUUAUAAUUAUACAUUGUCAUAAUUUACAUUUUGUCAAAUAUAAACUGACCUGUUUUAGAAGAUACACUACCUAUUGUCCAAUCACUUUACUAACACUCAAUAAAACUACACUUUUUUGUGAUGCUGUAUGAAACGCAGAACUAACGCAUGUAUGCUAUAUUUCUUCUGGUCAAGCUAUAAUUGGUCUAUUGUUGUUAUGGUUCCAUCCGACUAAGCAAUGAAUUUUCUUAUUUUUGGCUAUACUUAUAUAACCUACAUCACAUUGUCACAUAGAUUGAAAUUUACAAUAAUUCAGAGAGUUAAAUAUUGAGAAUCAUAGUGAUAGUCUCUUCAAGAGAAUUUACUAUAGGUAUUAGGGUUCGAAUUGUUUACAAUAAAGUUCGAACAGAAUUCUAAACGAUUGUACCAUAAAUACAUUACGAUAUAACCAUUUACGAAAUUAACGUUGUCUUAUAGAUUUUUUUAAGCGUCGUGUUUUUUUAAUUCUAAAGAAUAAUACUAAUCAUAAAACAAUUCGAUAUAUUUAUUGUACCAUUCGUCAGCAGGUUUCAGUCUCACAAAAAUUAAUUAACAUUGCAAGGCCACUUUCACACAUUUACUUGUAUCUAUGUAUAAAUUAAUUAUCAAGGUGUCUAAAAUUUAGUAAUAGAGAAUGAAUUACUAGAACAUAAUUGGAACAAUUUCGAGCACUCGUUAAAACUUACACAUUGACCGUGCAUUUUUUCCUUGUGGUAUUUCUGCUCUAUGCUCUUAAUAUCUUCACUUGUUCACUAUUCUAUACUAGAGUAGAUGUUAAAAGACCAAAGGAGAAGGAGUUCGGUUCGAAUGUUGUUUACUCAUACUUAUAAAAUUAUUCACGUUUAACUUUUUUACACAUUCAUUCCGCAAACUCAUCUUGCCUUUAGUAAAUCUACUGUUUGUGAUAUACAUACAUGCAUCAGAUUUAUAAGAAGCUCAAGUCGAGUUUCUAAAUGCCAGAGAGAAGUAGUUGUUACCAAAUUUUCUAAUAGAGCCGCUAAAAGGUUUAUUGGAAAUUGUUUUCGUAGGGACACAAGAUUAGCAAUAAAUAAUUCGUAGUAACUACUGAUUAAUCACGUAGAUUUCACAAGUUAUCCAAGAGUCGUUCGAGCUCUCAGCGAAUUUCCGAGCCGGUGAAGAGAGCGUGGCGCGACAGCCGCGGCGGCAGCGCAGCACACGCCUCGCCGCACACGCACUCGCAUCCUCCCCCUUAGAUAUAGUCACAACACAACGGUGUAUUUUAUUGAUAUUUCGUUGAACGUUUGGUGAUAGUGUGUACAUUUAUGUUUUCGAAUAAUAUACGUAUGUUUCGAUGUACAUAAAUAAAGUGUAAAUGUUUAACGCACAAAUAAUAUGGACAAAGAAUGCUGAUUAUGUAAUGCAGUACGAAAACUUAUGUAUUUAGCUGUAAACUGUAACUGGAAAAUAAUCGAUUAGGAAUACGAACUUAGAGUUUUCAGUACUCCGUCUGCUACCGCGAUCGUGUACUAGUUUAAUUUUCAUAUGGUCGUUUGUAAAGACUCAGUUAAUGUUAUAUGGUUGCGUUGGUUGCAUACACAAUAAAAUCAAUGGUAGCAUCCAUUUCAUUGUAACAUAAUCAAUAAUGAUGGAAUUAACUAGAUGUAUUGUUUGGUAUGUUAAGAUAUAUGUCCUCCAAGAUGUGUAACGUACCGCAGCCACUUGGUUGCCUGUCACGCGCACGCACAAACGCAGAGAAAACGCUUUCGGGGUCGUCCAUCGUCGUGUCAGUAUUCCACAGUAAAGUAGUACAGUAAUCAGCAUAGAAUAAUGUAAGCAAAACACCAAUUAUUAGCCUUCUACGUACAACAAUAUGUGUAAUAGUAUAUAUAAUGAACAAAGCUAUACAUGUCCGCGACCAUGUUGAUGUUGAUAUUUUUAUACAGUACGUUGAUUUCUUUUUUGUACAUAUUCUACUGCCAAAUAACGAUACUACUUUUUUGUAAGGUGUGCUUCAUCUGUGGUAUUAAAAAUAUAGAGUCUACCUCGAUAUUUUAUGAUAAAUAAGACGAAAAUGUUAAAUGCCAGAUCAAAUUUUAAUACCACAUUUUACGUGAGUAACAACGAACAUGUUUCGUGAAUAAUUGCAAACUUUAAUGAAUUUAAUAACUUUUGAAGGCACCUACGUAUAUUGUUAACAAAGGUGGAAUAUGACGUCUUUAUUGAAUGGCAUUCAUAGUUUGGACAUCACCAUAGAAAUCAGAAAUGAUAGUAUUCUGAUUGAUAUGGACGAUCUGCUUCAACGAAAAAUGUUAUUUUUACUUCUUGCUGAAUACAACAAUAAGGUUUUUAUAUAGUCAGUAGUAGUUCAUAUUUGUGCCAAAAUUUUGCUAUAGUACUUACAUUUAAACCAUAUUCUUCAUUCAGAAUAUUCAGUGACGGAUAAAAGAUUACUUAUUUUCUAUACAAGAGGCCAAAUUAAUAAAACAGAGGUGCUUACACAAAUGAAUGUGUUAAAAAUUCUGUUAUUCAAAUUUCUUAUAUUUUGCUCAGCAAUAAUUUCAAAUAUUUAUACAAGCGGGUAUGUGCUGGGUUAAAAUGAUAUUGAAUUUAUUACUUAUAAAUAUUUUAUUAGCAUAUAUCACGCUAAUAAACAAUGUAUCCUAGCAUGUACCACUAUAUUUUGUUAAUUCAAAUACCGUUGUCUGAGUGAGAUAAGUAUCGACAUACCACAAUAGUAAUACAUGGCCUUCAAUUUUAUCAAAGUUUAGUGGAAGGGAAUUAGUGACUUAAGAUGCAAUUGAUGUGUGUUACAAGUCUUAUGAAAAAUCAAAUACAUUAUAAAUAAGUAAAUUAUAUGUGGUAUAUAAUUUAAACCGACACAAUCAUUAAGUAAGCAAUUUUUAUGGUCCACAAUCUUUAACCCCGAAAGUUUAAAGAGUACCUUAUGCCUGUAUUGAUUGCAAUUAUUAGGAAUCAUUGUCACGGCAUUUAUGUUGGACGAAAUAUUUUGAUUCAAAGUGUAUAUUUGUAACAGAAAUUUAGAAAAAUCUCCCGUUUGGCUACGGUCUUAUAAAAUCUUUUGUAGACGUUUGCAAUAUGCUUAACAUUUUUUUUAAAGUGAAGAUGUAAUUCAUAGAGGUUUUGUUUGGUUGGCCAAUACUAUUUUGAAUGUUUUUAUGUAAAAUUUUGUUUCGAACCGCGGAACUGAUUUUAUAACAUCUUUAUUUUAUACGACGUAAUGUAUAAUAUAGCACAUCUACUUUCUUAAUAUCCUAUUAGUCAACCUUAGAUAUUAUAUUUACAUCAGGGUAGAACAUUACCAUUUAACUUUAUUCUGUGGGUAUGCUGAGAGGCGACUAAAUGACAAAAUUAUAAGCUGGCAGGCAGUGACUUCUAAAGUAGAGAACUAUUAUAAUACGAAGGAGCAAAAUUUUUAAAUCAAUUUAAUUAAUUUUUACAGACUUCUUUCUAAAACAAAACAUCGUAAAUCACUGGAAAGAAGAAGAUAGUUUUAAAGCAGUUCACGUUUCAUAAAGGAGAAAUAAAAAAUAGUUUAAAAAAGUUACCUUUAUAAAUUGCCGUGGAUUUAAAUCGUGUAAAAUAUUACAGUAUUGGGCUGUAACAUGAUACGAUUAGUUAUAGUUACAUAGCCGACUAACGGGUUUUUCUAAAUUCUGUAACAUAUUUAAUUCAAGUGUCUGUUCAUAAAUAAGUAUAAAUAUAAUGUAUGUAAUUAGUGUUAUUUCCAUUUAAAUAUAAAUGUUUUGUGUUUAUUUGAUAGAGUUCUGUUGGAUCUAGAUUCGAGCUGUAGCCAACCAUCGUCAUGUCAACCGUUUAGUUACACCCGGAGAUGAAGAGGACUAACGCGACACGUUUUAUACUUAACAGGUGGAGCCACGUGUUGUUGGCUAAUACUCCUUGUUUUUCUAGGCGGUGGUUCUCGAACAUCGCGAUGAUUCCAUUAUUCAUAAUGAGUUCUAGAUCAUAUAAAUAUAUGAUUACGAGGACUUAUAUUGCCUUUUGUUAUAUCUUAGUAUUAUUUUAUUGUUAACUCCAAAUAUAUUGCACUAUUAAAAGAAUGUAAUUUAUUAAAAAUAUCGAAUUGUCCAGAGAAACGAGUGGACGUAUUUUUAAACACUAUAAAUAAUAUCAUUAAAGAUGCCUAAUUCAUAGUGAGAUGUAGCGUAGUGUAAAUCUUAUAAUAAUUACAACCGUAAGCACAAGCCGGCGGCGCCACUCGCGCGCCGGCGACACUGCCACAGCACGCGGGGCUCAGAUAUAUUGAUAUGAUCUAGGAUGUGUCGUAGGUGUUUCUCGAGUAGUGAUCGUGUAAUAAGUCUUAUGUUAUGCCUUCUAAAUGAUUAUAAUUCUGUAAGUGUGUGGCGCGACGGCGCAGCCGUGUGGACGUAGCGUGCUACGCCGGUCUACGACGAGACGGCGUAGCACGCUCGCCCUCCGGAUCACGCUGCGCCCGCACGUAGACAUCGUUCGACACUCGAAGUAAGAUUAAUCACGUUCGAAUAAUUGUAGACAGAUUUUGAAAUUUAAUAUUAUUUGCAUUUUCCUAAGAGUUAGAACGAUUGAGACAGUAGGUCGCACGACCGUGUUAUGAUGAAUUGUGGAGAUGUUUAUUAAAAAAAUACAUUUAUGAAAAUGGAAUAAAAACGAAAAAUAUUGUCAUAUAAACUUGUAAUUACUAACUUAAGAGGAAUUAUUGGAGAAACAGAAAAACGUUAA